CGUGCCCGUGGACGAUGGUGGCGGCCCGGGGCGCUGCCGCCCGCCGCGGAGCGCUGCUGCUGCUGCUCGCCGCCCUCGGAUCCUGCCCUUUGCGCCUCGUCCGUGCCGCAGUGUCCUGUCCCCGGAGCCUGGACUGUGCCCUGCAGCGCCGAGAGUUCUGCCCACCGGGGUCAGGUGCCUGUGGGCCCUGCCUGCCCCCCUUCCAGGAGGAUGACCACGGGCGCUGUGUCCAGAAGCAGUUCUCACCCAGUGGACGGACCUCCAUUCCCAGCUUGGAGGCAGAAAUUGAUUUUCUGGCAGAUGUGCUGGCCAGGCAAGAGGCUCCUCACCACCGCCUGGUACAGGAUGGCAGACCCAGGACCACGCUGGUGCCCAACGGCAGCAGACAGCGCCUGGCCAGCGGGCUGAGAGAGGGGCAACUGCAGCGGGGUCCCACCAGCACCACAGCAGCCGCCACCCUCCCCACCACUGCCACGGUCCAGAAGAACCCAGUGGAGGCAUCCCCCAUCCCUGCAAAUGACAACGUGGUGCUCGGGCUGAUCGUGGUGUGCACAGUGGCCGGGAUCUCGGCGCUGAUUGUGGCAGCCGUCUGCUGGUGCAGGCUGCAGAAGGAGGUCAGGCUGGCGCAGAAAGCAGACUACUCGACCCAGCGAGUGGCCAGCCCCCUGCCCUACGACAAGAUCUCGGUAAGGCAUGUCCCUCCCUGUGGGGUUUUUGGUGCUCUGCUGGAGGGAUUCCUACAUUGUGUAGGCCCCCCACCAGCCAGGCUGGGGCACUCCGGAGCCUGGUCUCCACAGCUGUUCCUGCUCUCUCUGCAGCCCGGGGACAAGACGCUGGCUCAGAGCGCCCAGAUGUACCACUACCAGCACCAAAAGCAGCAGAUGAUCUCCCUGGAGAAGCAUAAAGAGGAGCCCAAGCUGCCUGACUCUGCAUCCUCUGAUGAGGAGAAUGAGGAUGGAGACUUCACUGUGUAUGAGUGCCCCGGGCUGGCUCCGACUGGAGAAAUGGAAGUGAGGAACCCGCUGUUUGACGACUCCUCCUUACACCUCUCCAACCUCAAGUCGCACCAGUAACACCCCUCCAGACUCCUGCACCCGAGCUCGCUACAGACUGUGCCUGCAGCCGGGGCCUGGUGGGGCGGCCCGUGCCGGAGGGGCACCCACAGCCGGCCAAGGACCACAGACCCCGCGCUGCCAGACUGUUCGCCUGCCCAAUAAACACCCACUAACAGCUAUGGGAGCGGGGAUUGCCCCCGUUUCCAGCGUCCUUGUCCUCUUUGCUGCUGUGAUCGCGUCCCUGCCUUGCCCUUUGCUUCACUGCCCUCGGGGACAUGCCAGCCCUACACGUGGGGGGUGGCUGCUGCUUUGGCACAGAAACUGGGGGGUCUGCGGCACUGUCUCUGCAGCUGGCUUUAAGGAGGGGGCUGCUGCCCUGGCUGCAGCUAGGCUGACGUGAAAGGGAUGGAGAGAGGGUUAGAAAGCAGGAGAGGGCCAGGAGGGCUGGGCAUGCUCAUGUCUGGCAUCAGGGCUGCCAGCCUGCCCAGGGAUGGAGCCUUUCCCUGGAGCAAGUGGCAUCACUAAGGGCUUCAGUGCCCAUUCUACCCCCUCCUUCCCAGCCUGGGCAGCCCCUGGCAGCAGGACAGUGCUCUGGGAGCCAAGGGCAGGACCAGGAGUGGCUCAAGCAGGUGCUGGCAUCACUCUCCAGGAUGCUCCUUCAGAUGCUGCCCUGGGGCGCAGACAGUCCCAGUGCCACUGUGGCCUGGGAGCCCAUGCCAGGCGGUGCUGGCAGAGGAUGAGCUUUUUCUUACCCCAGGCCGUGGUGGGGUGAAAACUCAGAAAAAGGGUUCAGGAUUUUGUUUUUAAGCCUAUGUGGCUGUGGGGGAGGAAGGAGCAGGACUGAAGGGAGCAGAGGUGGCUGGGAGGGGUAGCCAAGGCAUGGAGCCCACGCCCUGGCAGCAUCCCUGUGGAGUCUGGCACUGCGCACUCUCCAGGCAUCCCUCCGUGGCAGGAGACAGUCUCCCCUGCUCCAUCUCAGGCACCUCCUGGGCCUCAGACACCCCCUGCACCCCUCUCUUACCAGUGUCCAGGCUCACCAGCCCUCACCAACACGUCCCUGCUCGGAGCCCAGUGCUGCUCCCCAAAGCCUCCUGGGUGCAUUGGCCGUGACCUUCCAGCAGAAGGCCCAGGACAGGGUUUGAGUUACUUUUCACAGAUUGUGGCUUCAUGUCCAGACCCUGUAGUGGUCUGUCAUGACCACAGGUGACCUGUUGCAUGGGGGUGACCUCUUGCACUCACGGAAGCCAUUGCACGCUCAGGCAGACACAGGCAGGGCAGGCAGCAGUGGCAGGGACGUGCCGGUGACAUGGUGGUGGCAUGGGGCCGUUACCGUCCCUGUCCCUGGCGGGGUGGCUGACAGAGGCUGUCACAGCACAGAUUCUGUCCCCAUGUCCUGUGCUGCCCCUCCCCAUGGGCUGCUGCCCCUCUCCCCACACCUCUCAUUGUUGUUGUAUGAAUUGUAGUUCUUUUAAAAGAUUUUAUUAAAAGACCGUGUUUGAGACCCA
Molecule: messenger RNA, 2560 nt
Organism: Lepidothrix coronata (blue-crowned manakin)
Lineage: Eukaryota; Metazoa; Chordata; Aves; Passeriformes; Pipridae
Gene: NPDC1
Product: neural proliferation, differentiation and control 1
Exons: 8
Coding region: 15-1073 (352 amino acids)
Cellular component (GO): membrane
Source: RefSeq, a predicted model, not a curated record